Messenger RNA from Xiphias gladius (swordfish), 3418 nucleotides. RefSeq names its product zinc finger and BTB domain containing 32 (gene zbtb32). Gene Ontology annotation, molecular function: RNA polymerase II cis-regulatory region sequence-specific DNA binding; protein binding; DNA-binding transcription factor activity, RNA polymerase II-specific. NCBI's taxonomy places the organism in Eukaryota, Metazoa, Chordata, Actinopteri, Istiophoriformes, Xiphiidae. The transcript is spliced from 5 exons. The coding region runs from base 107 to 1645 and encodes 512 amino acids. The record is from RefSeq and is a predicted model, not a curated record. Gene Ontology annotation, biological process: regulation of transcription by RNA polymerase II.
GUCAGACAUGUCACUUCACAGUCAUGAUGCAAGGUAGCUCUUCAUUCUCCAGGGAGAAUAUUCACUAAACACCGGACUUUUGAUAGUAUUUCUACAAACUACAGAAAUGAUCCGAAUCAACAACACCCAAUAUUUCCACUUCCUGCAGCAGGCGGAUGCUUUGCGUCGCUCAGGGUCGCUCUGCGAUGCCAUCAUCUCAGUAAAGAGUCAUACAUUCAGGGCUCAUCGGCUAGUACUGGCUUGUGCUAGCAGAAGAUUGGCACAGCAGCUAGCCCAAGUUGACACAGACAGCCCAGCCCACUGCACUCUGGAGUAUUUCUCGCCACGCACCUUCCAGCAGGUCCUGGACUUCACCUACACCCAGGCUCUUGAGGUGUCUGUGGAAGACCUGUAUCUGCUGCUGAGAGCUGCUCAGCUGUUGGAGAUGCAGCAGCUGGAGGACCAGUGCCGGAAACAGCUGGAUACGCUCGACUACAGAGCCAGGGAAGAGGACACAAGGGGAGAAAUCACAGAUGUCAAAAAAGAAAAAGAAUGCGCAAAGGAGACGGAUCAAAAGAAAAAAGGAAGUCCAGUUGACGAGGAGAAACUCCAAGAGACUUCCUCGACAAGGGAGGAAGCAAGCAACAGCACUGUCAUGGAAAACCUUUCACCCCCUGAUUCUGUUAAGAACCACAGUAUCUCGCUAUCCCCAAGAAAAAAGCCCAGACUGACCUCUUUGUCAUCAACACCCUACAACAGAAACAGUGUUAUUACCAGGCCUGGCUCCAGCAUUUCCUCUUUUUCUUCUCCCUGGCCUUUCCCUACAAACAUGUGGAACUCUAUGACCACCCUGACACGGAUAGCAGAAAACUAUUCAAACUUAAUUGCAGCACGCCCUCUUCAGUCCCCAAAUCAGUCCUCUAUAGCAUACCCAUUCUCCCUCUCCACUCCGCACAUGUUCCCAGUACUGGGCCCCCACUUUCAAAACCAAGUUCACAACUCUGUAAGGGGCUACUCAGGCUUUCAUCCAUGUUAUACACAAAACCUUUACGCUGGAUCUACAGGGAUGGAAAGCAUAAUCAAGCAAGGCCUGCUGAAAAGAAAAAAACCCAGCCAGAGAGCAUUUAGCAGGGCUGCUCAGCCAAGUUACACCGAAGUACCCAAAGCCAGCACGGAGACAGUUAAAGACUGCCAACACUGCGAUACAAGUCUCCUUGGUGACCCAGUGCUGCGGGAGUCAGCCUCCGCACCAUCAGUUGUUCGCACAGGUGAGGCCUCCGCAGGGUGUCGGUUCUGCGGAAAAGGAGAUGUGGCGCAGCAUGAACCACAGUCCAAUCGACAAGACAACAGAGGAGAAAAACCCUACCAGUGCCAACACUGCCCCAAAAAGUUCAGUCUGAAACAUCAACUGGACACACACCACCGAGUUCACACCGGGGAGAAGCCCUUCGAGUGUCGUCUCUGCGGUCAGCGCUCAAGGGACUACUCGGCCAUGAUCAAGCACCUGCGGACUCACGGCGGCGCCGCACCCUACCAGUGCACGGUCUGCCUGGAGUUCUGCAGCAGCCUGGUGGCUAUGCAGAGGCACGUCAAGAGCCACGCGGUGCAGGACUUCCCGCCCGACUGGAGCAUCAGCAGCACCUACCUGUACACCUCCCACAUCUGAGCCACGCCCCACAGCGCAGACACCUCCAUCCACGCAUUUGAGUCGAGGCAUCCGUUUUUUUUUUCCUGACGGAUGAAUCCCCGAUGAUUUUUUUGAAAAGCCCAGAAGGUCCUGUAACGACGCUUACCCUCGUCUUGAAGUCAUAAUAACACAUGAGAGGCACAGACUGGGGCUAUCACAGAUGUAGCAAUAACUUCCAUGAAAACUGAGACUGUUCUGUAUUCACAUUCACAACGAUAGAAGAGAGAAACGCAGCACUAAUUUCCAAUUCACAUCAGGCCAUGUUCAUGCAUUAAAGCUACAUCAACAGCUCAUCCUCAUCAAAUGACGCAGGUAUCUUCCCUCUUACUUUCACAAUUGUUGGACUGCUUGUGUACACCGUGUAAGUUUGCCUUGGGUUUAUAGCGCCCUCAUGAGGGCAACCACUGUAAUAAUCAGUUUUUACUGUAAUAGUGCCCAAAAUGCAACACUAUUUCAAUUUAUGGUGAGAUUUAUCCCGAAAAAUCCAAAUCCCUCUUCAGUUAAAAUUCAAAUGCAUCUAGUUCACCCUUUGAAAUAGUGACUUUGUUCUAGUCCUUAGUUAUUUUACUCUCAGAGAAAAGCAGUAAGAGAAGGUUGCUAGAGGAGUAAGUGCUUAAUCAGCAUCAGGACUUGAGCCUUGGCACUGCUUGUGAGACAAACGUGAGCCAAAUUCCACAUAUGGUGACAGUAUCUAGUUUAAUUUCCGGCUUUUGUAAUACUGGCACUGUCUAAAUCGUUAGACAGCUCAUUAUUGUCAAUUAUUAUUGUCAUUAUGGUCAAUUUUUUGGGUUGAGAAGAGAACAACAGAGCUUUUGCAGCUAUGUAUGUCUAGCUAGUCCGAAACAAUAGUCCAGCAUUUUCUUAUUUUUUAAUUCUUCAAUUAAAAAAAAAUGUUAUGCAUUGUCACUCACUGACUGCCUAUAACUUCAAAGGCAUGGAUAUACCGCAGUACAUGCGUCUCAAAAGUAAAUACCAAGUGGUAUUUAGCAACUGCCAUACCUCUGCAAAAGCACCACGCAAGUUAUAUUACUGUGAAGCUAUCCCAGCAGUCCUCGUAUUUAUGUACAGUAUUCAGUAUGUAACUAUACACUUCCUCCCAUUGAGGGAGCUUUCACUGGAGCUUUCAGGCCUGUUUCCACUGAAAGCCAUUUGUUUAAUUGUACAGCAUUAUCUUAAUGUGUAUGGGGUGUAAAGUAAAUAGGUAAAUAAAUGUUUAACUCAUCUUUCAUUUAUAGGCUUUAAUGAAUCAAAAUGCCAUAUCUUAGACUACUAAUGCAUCAAAUAACAAGCUUAGACACAACAACUAUCUCGGCAAUUCUUUGUAAUUUGUAUAGAUAAUAAAAGGUGUAAAUGUUAUACGAACUGCUGGGGGAACAAAGGGCAUUUGACCAUUUUUUUUAAAGAGAUUUAGAGAUUAAGAGAUUUAAAGAUGUUUCAAUUUCUAACGUCUUUACAUCCUGUCAUUACAUUAAUCAUUAACUGCACAGUCAGCAGAGUCAAAGAGUGCCAAUGAACUGAUUACCUUAAUUUUGACAGUGUGGAGAAGAAAAAGUCAGUGUGUUUUUUUCGUCAGAGUAUGAUAUGUGCUGAUUUAUAUGAAAACAUUUUCUUUCUUUCGUAUGCAGACUGAAGUAUUGAUAUCCCUCAAAAGUCCUUUUCAUUGCACUGGCCCAGCAGCAAAUGUUAUAGAGUGAUUACUGAUCAUUUGUUUGUAUGUGUGUGUGUGUGUGUGUGUGUGUGUGUGUGUGUGUG